This is a messenger RNA of Phyllotreta striolata, 4350 nucleotides long. NCBI's taxonomy places the organism in Eukaryota, Metazoa, Arthropoda, Insecta, Coleoptera, Chrysomelidae. The record is from the annotation of a GenBank genome assembly.
AUGUGGUGCUCCCACAGCAACCUAUCCAGUGUUCUCGAAAGCCUAAAAUCUAUCGGCAACUACAUAACCGUCCCCAUCGAUGAGCUAAUCCUGGAAAGCAAUUACCUACCGUCCUUACCAGGCAGAGCCUUCGCCCCUUUAAAAAUCCUACGGCUGAUGCUCCGACACAAUUCCCUUGAGCGAGUAUCAACAGACUGGCUGGCCAAUUUAGAAUCCAGCCUGAUGGAGCUAUUCCUGGUAGAGCCCAAGCUGACCAGCCUGCCGCAAACCUCGCUGGAAUCCUUAAAGAAACUGAAAGCCGUCACCAUACGGUCCGGCCUGCUGAAGAGACUGCCGAUGUUCUCGGGCUUGCCUCUGUUGAGGUACGUUCAAAUCGAAUCCUCGUCGCUGGUCGAACUCGCCCCGUCGAAUUUCAAAGACAAUCCCUCGCUGGAGAAGCUGCACAUUCAGUCCGGCGCUCGAUUGAGUCGGCUGCAGGCCAAUCUCUUCGACAAUCUGCCCAAGCUGGAGCUGAUAAACAUAACACGUUGCGGCAUUAAUUGGAUACACCCGAGGACGUUCCGCAGGUUGCCGCAUUUGAAGGAAUUAUCGCUAAUAGGCAAUAAAAUCACGGAUCCCGGUAUGGUCGGUAGAGCGAGCAGGGAAUUACCGGAGCUGGAAAUUUUGCGGCUCGAUUACAAUUACGUGGGUACCAUAGACGAGGCUUCCUUCGUCGAUAUGCCAGCGAUAAAGGAUAUAUUUUUAUCGAACAACGUCAUUGGCGAAAUCAGGAAAGGAGCCUUCCACAGGUUACCCGUUUUGAAGAAAUUGGAUUUGAGCAGGAAUAUGUUGAGAAGGAUUCAAAGGCAAAGCUUUCUGCAACCUAUCGGUUUGGAGGAAUUAAACUUGAACCACAACGAUAUCACUGACGUGAUUCACGUUAGAUCUGUUUUAGAGGAUUUACCGAAACUCAUCUACUUGGAUCUUAGCUACAAUAAAUUAGAUGCUAUAACUUUCGGAUCGUUGACAGGCCAUUCGGCUUUGGAGCAAUUAAAUUUAGGCUAUAAUAAACUGCAGCAUAUAGAUAAGGAAGCUUUCGUAUUAAUGCCAGCUUUGAGGGAACUUAUUCUAACCAAUAACUCGGUGAUCGAUAACUUGAGAGUACCCUUCUGGAAUCUGCCCGCUCUAAAGGGUCUAGACAUGUCUCAGAACUACCUUAAAAGAUUAGAGCACAACCUCCUGGACAACGUGGGAAUGCUAAGACGGGUAGAUUUGAGUUCGAAUCAUCUGAACUUCAUCGAUCCUGAAUCCUUUUUGCCCGCAUCGCUUCUAGAACACGUCAAUAUAUCUUCCAACAAUUUGAACUUCCUCCAUCCGAUUACGUUCAGGCAUUUAACGCAGCUGUACGAAUUGGAUGCCAGCAGGAAUCGCUUAAGGAAUCUGAUACCCGGCUUGCCUGGCAACGUCGAGCACCUUCAUCUAAGGCACAACGAAAUUUCGAAGAUUUCUACGGAAGACUUACACCUGCCCGCCCUCAGAUUGCUGGAUCUGAGCGACAAUAAGAUACAAAGUCUCGACGAAGGGCGGCUGAGGUCUUUGGGUAAAUUGAAGAAAUUAUACCUAAGAUCUAAUUACAUGCGGCAUGUGUCGGAGAAAGCUCUAGAUGGUUUGCUGCAGUUGGAGAUUCUGGACAUCAGCGAUAACCGAAUAUCAGAAAUUAACCCGUUAUCCAUGAAAUUCGUAACGGAAUUGAAGAUUUUAAACAUGGCCAAUAACCAGUUGUCGCUAAUUGGCCCUUCAUUGUUGAGCCAUGCUAAGAAUUUAAGGAAAUUUAACGCCAGUAAUAACCAAUUGGCCGAGGUCCUACCGCACACAUUCGAUGCUAAUCAAAACCUGCAAGAAGUGGACUUCUCCAUAAACCUUAUAGUGCAAUUUCCGGGCAGCCUUUAUGGUUUGGAAAAAUUGAAAAAACUGGAUUUGAGCAGGAACCGUUUAAAAAGCAUCAACUCCACCAUAGUAUCAAGUUUGACCGACUUAAGAGAGAUAAAACUCAGCAAAAACUACGUGCAGAUAUUGGAAGCUGAUACAUUUAAUCACUUGCGGCAUUUAAAGGCUAUUUAUUUGGACGACAACGAGAUAUCUCUAGUGGAAUCGAAUUUUAUAAAAAUGUUACCAUCUUUGAAAUCGAUACAUUUGAAUAGAAAUCAAAUCGAACAACUACCCAGUUACGCUUUCAACACUUUGCUGUCUCUUCAAAACGUGGAAUUGCAGGAGAACAAGCUGCGAUUUAUAGACCCUCAAGCGUUCCAUUUGGUACCGCAAUUAUUGACUUUAAAUCUAACCCAUAACGAAAUAUACAAUAUCGAGGAUGUUGGCUUGAAAAGCAUAAAAUCUUUAGAACUUCUAGACGUAAGUUUCAAUAAAAUUACUAAGCUCCGCUCGAACUUGGACGAUUUGGAAUGGCUUGUUGAAUUGAGGCUACAGAAUAACCUAAUAUGCGAGGUAGAUGAAGGAGUAUUCGGUAACGUGCCCAGGUUGAAGGUGCUAAACUUGAAGAAUAAUAAAUUACUGAGUUUUCCUGAAGUCGCAGUCGACAGGCUAAGGGAAAAUACGGCUCAGUUGCAAGUUACAGGAAAUCCAUUGGAUUGUUCUUGCGACAUGUUAUGGCUCAAAUCGUGGCUCAGAGAAUCGUCUCAAACAAGUCCCAGAUGCUCCGAUGGCACUCUUCUCAGGGAGAUGCCUCUUACACCUGUAGAUUGUCCAGCGGGCAGGCGAAGAGAACGGGUUUCGACAGGUUGUGAGGCUGAAUUCCUAGGCGCUCCAAACAUGAACCAACAAUUACUUUCCAAGUACGCCAGUUUGCGAAACUUCAGCACCGCUGGUAAAAACAAUCUACCGCCUAAUCCUCAAGAAUCCGAGUACUUUUACGAUGAUUACAUCGAUUAUCCAUUCAAUGCAAGUGCAUUAGGCGCGAAUGAGAAGGACAAUUCCCACAUUGUAGAGAGGAUUCCUUUGGUCACCAAAGAAACUGAAGCUAACACAACAGGUAACGUUCCUGUUCUUUAUGCAGCUUCGUCAAAACAGAAACAACCGGAGAUACCUGCAAAAAUACCGGACUCGCCGAGUACGAGUGGUUUUACAUUUUUCGGUAUACCGUUGCCGGCUCUCAAUUUGAACAACAUCUUUAGCAAGAAACUGGACCAAACCACUCCGCGUCAAGUGGACAGAAAAUCUGCUGUUGUCAACGGAAUUAAAAUAGAUAAAAGACUGCCGGUAACUCAAAUAGGCGUAAGGAGUCAAUCUAUGCCUUCGUUGCAAACGAACAAUGGAGAUUUAGAUGUUGGUAGACUUCAACCACCUGCUGGGCCGCAAUUUCAAGGAGGAUUCUUGCCGAUGCUGCCGGGUUCUGGAGGAUUCAAGCCUAUGGUAGAUCCUAGAAUUACAACUACCAUUGCUACUGUAAAUACAAGUCCAAUAAUAUCAACUGAUCCAUCGGAUAAGCAACCGCAAGUUCAACAGAAAAACGAAACAUCCUUGGAUAAAAGAGGAUAUAACUUAGAAUUAGCCGCAAACGGAAGUUCCUUGAUCGUUUCCCUUGAUGAUACGACGAUCAUUAACAAUAGAAAUAAAAAGAGUCAGUUAGUGGACAAACUAAAUCAAACUAAACUAGACACUUCGGCUAACGUUCAAUUUUACAACAGAAGCGAAGUUCAUUAUCUCGAAAGCAUCUCAACAGUAUCAUCUACAACAAAGCAUCCUGAAAUGAAACAAACCACUGUAAGUACAACCAUAUCCACAACAAGAAAAGUUGAGAUAACAACAACAGCUAAGCCGGUGGAAAAAACAAAGUCUGGUACUUGGACUGCAACAGACACUUCUCUAAUAGGAUCAGACACUAAGGUAUCAAAAAUAACAUCAGUAGAAACACAAAUUAAAACUUUUGAAAGCAAAGGAGUCUCAACAACCACAAUUGAGCCAAAAUUGGAUCAACCGAAGGGACAUCGAAAUCGAACAGGUUCUUUACUUUCCACCUUCUUAGCACCAGUCGACCAACAACCCUAUUUGAAACCGGUGGCCAAAUCGACCAUCACGAAAGUGGUUUCUCCUCAUGGCACGGAUUCCACGUCAGCUUUAGAAAUUUCUCACGCUUCUCGUCUUCCUGCGAAUUUACCUGAUGAUCCGACGCUAGAAGAGGGCAUUAUUACUUCAACAGAGGACAGUUCCGGCAACGACUGGUACUUCGAGAACUACAACAAAAAGAACCUGGAACCAUUCGUGGCGAAAAUAGUCAAUACUUCUGGAAGCGGCGGAACGCGCGGAGAACAGGUGGCAGGAAUGUUAUGGUUAUUAGUUAUUGUAAACUUUUUAUAG